AUGGUCUUCCACAAAGGCGAGAAGAAGCACGCGUGUGCUCGCUGUGGCGCCCGGUUCGUCACCGCGAAGCUGCUGCGACAGCACAUGAUAAAACACUCGGAGAUCCGAGAGUUCGUCUGUCCGCACUGUCCCCACAGAUUCAAGACAAAGGCGUUUCUGGACAGCCACGUGCUGACGCACCUGGCGCGCGAGCACCGGGACCAGGCGCCCUGUCCUCACUGUGAUGCGACGUUCCUGUCGAGCUACGGCCUCCGAAGCCACGUCGCGGCGCGGCACGCGGCCGGCGAGGAGCCGACACGGUGCGACAAGUGCCAGAAGGCGUUCUCCAACGCGAUGAGGCUCAAGUAUCACCAGAAGCGAACUCGCGGUUGA
Messenger RNA from Pollicipes pollicipes, 372 nucleotides. Its product is annotated as zinc finger protein 90-like. The transcript is spliced from 2 exons. NCBI's taxonomy places the organism in Eukaryota, Metazoa, Arthropoda, Thecostraca, Pollicipedomorpha, Pollicipedidae. Bases 1 to 372 code for a protein of 123 amino acids. The record is from RefSeq and is a predicted model, not a curated record.